AUGGAAAACUAUAUCAAGGCAGAUAAAGCCACAAGCGACCCGCGGCGGACUCUCAACGUUUUGGGGCGCAAUGCAUCGUGCCAUGCUAGACAACAAAAUAACGAUGACGUCAUAGCUCAGAUAUCACAAAAUAACAAGCACAGCUGGAACUUGUUUGGUGGACCGAGUCUACUAUGGAAUACGGAAUGGUGCACGAAUUGCCGCCUUGCCAUUGAGAAGAUUCUGUCAUAUAUUCUAUCACGGAGGGCUAAGGGUUUCAGCAUACUACAUCAGCUCAGCCACGGCGACCAGGAACAAGAAAUUAGGGCUGGUAUCUCUGAAGGUGAAUACCCAUAUAGCCGAGGCACGGGAAUGCCUUAUGAAUGA
Messenger RNA from Aspergillus niger, 366 nucleotides. RefSeq lists its product as hypothetical. The coding region runs from base 1 to 366 and encodes 121 amino acids. The record is from RefSeq and is a predicted model, not a curated record. The transcript has 2 exons. NCBI's taxonomy places the organism in Eukaryota, Fungi, Ascomycota, Eurotiomycetes, Eurotiales, Aspergillaceae.